This is a messenger RNA of Drosophila suzukii, 916 nucleotides long. The record is from RefSeq and is a predicted model, not a curated record. Lineage: Eukaryota; Metazoa; Arthropoda; Insecta; Diptera; Drosophilidae.
AAAAUGUGUGUGGGCGAGCGAAUCGGAAGCGGCAGGCAAAGUUGAAGGUGGCCAAAAGUUUCAAUAAAUCGAUGCCAGCAUAAAGACGUUGCCAUGGCAAUUAAAAGUCCUUUGCAGGGCCAAACAUGUCAAAAGUAUCGUCGUAAACAAAAUAAAGCUGAUGCUACUCGCAUAGUAAAAUGGGAAUGUUGCACAAUUUGGCCGACUUGAUAAAGAUUAAAAAGGAUAAAAUGACGAUUCUGGUGCUGGGACUAAACAACAGCGGAAAAUCCUCGAUAAUCAAUCAUUUUAAGAAAUCCAGCGAACAGACUUCCAUCGUGGUGCCCACAGUUGGCUUUAUGGUGGAGCAGUUUUAUAGUAAGUGGUUGUGGAACAUUCGAAGCACCCAGUGUACACGUACUUACAACUAUCCUAUCGGAACAGGCAUGUCUGGUGUUUCCAUAAAGGCAAUUGAUAUGUCCGGAGCCACACGAUACAGGAACCUCUGGGAGCACCAGUUUAAGAACUGUCAUGGAAUAAUAUAUGUGAUUGAUUCCAGCGAUCGCAUGAGAUUUGUGGUGGUAAAAGAUGAGCUGGAUCUCGUGCUGCAGCAUCCCGACCUGUGCAACCGUAUUGUGCCAAUUCUGUUUUAUGGAAACAAAAUGGACAUGGAGGAUUCUCUGUCCAGUGUAAAAAUUGCAGCAGCACUCAGAUUGGAAAACAUCAAGGAGAAACCCUGGCACAUCUGCUCCAGCAGUGCCGUAUCCGGCGAAGGUCUUGGCGAGGGUGUCCAAUGGCUUAUCCAGCAAAUGCGUUUCGCCAUGUUAAACAACAAAAAUGCCGCCAAAUCCAGGUCCAAGCACUCCAAGUAGUUUUAAAUUAACACCCACUUUACUUGAUGUUCAAUAAAAAGCAUUGAUUUUUUUGAAAAAGAGUA